AUAUUGAAAUGUCCCGGACUAUAGUAACUGUUACAAAGCUUUCAAAAUUAGAUCCUGUCUCAUAUUAGUUCAAAAUUUUAAAUCAUGUUUCAGUCGGUUUUAUUCUCCGCACUAGUUCUCCUCUGCGUACAUGGUGAACAAUUUGAUCCGAAAAAGGGGGGCUGGGAUUAUUGCAAGAAAUCAUGUAAAAAAGAAGGCAAAACAUAUGCAGCAACUGGUUGCCGUUGUAGACAAAGAGGAACUCGUACAGAUAUCGACUUAGACCAGUUCAUGGCAUUCCGUCAAUUUAUUGUGGAUGAACACAAUUAUUACAGAAAUUUGAUGGCUUCUGGUAACGAGUCACGAGGCUUUGCCCAAGCAGUAGCUGACAUGUUGGUUGUAAAUUAUGACUUGGAACUUGAAUACCUUGCGAGAUGUUAUGGCAGAUCUUUUUUUAACGGAGACCAUGAUGAGUGUAGAGUGCUGCAAAAUGAAAAAAAAGCAGGACAGAAUUUGGGUGGAACUAGUGUACUCCCCAAGAAGGGGUAUGGUCAAGCACAAAACGCGAUACGGGCUUGGUAUAAAGAAGUUGCGUAUAUGGAGAAGAGUGUAUAUGAACGUUUUCAUAAAUUAAAGACACCAAUAGGACACUUUACAGCAAUGUGUUGGGGGGCUGUUGAUUCAGUCGGAUGUGCCCAAAUUUAUUCUAAAGAUCCGAAAAAAGAUAAAUUUAAGGGCGCUAAUUUCCAUACUCAUCUGAUUUGCGAUUAUGCUGCAAGGAAGCUAAAAACAAAUAUUAAUGUAAGUCAGGGUAAGAUGCUUACAUUUGGGCCGCCUUGUUCAAAAUGUCCCAGCGAUGAGAAAUUCAAAAACUGUAGCACAAAGUACACCUCUUUGUGUGGAGAACUACAACCGAUUCCAAAAGAAAGGCCGUAUGAUUUUGGAAACGCAAGCAGCAAAAUUUGCGGAAAAGUAUAUAUUUUGGUUUUGGCUUUUGCUGUGUUGAUGGUAUUAUAACGAACACGUUUUCUUCUAUUCCAUGUCCGAAUUUUUGUAAAAUAAAGUCGCGACCGUAAUAUGUU
Messenger RNA from Tribolium castaneum (red flour beetle), 1061 nucleotides. RefSeq names its product antigen 5 like allergen Cul n 1. The record is from RefSeq and is a predicted model, not a curated record. The transcript has 2 exons. Bases 85 to 996 code for a protein of 303 amino acids. NCBI's taxonomy places the organism in Eukaryota, Metazoa, Arthropoda, Insecta, Coleoptera, Tenebrionidae.